AUGUCAUCGGUUUAUGAUCAUGUCAAGAAAGGGUCACUCAAAUUUAAAGGUGGUGAUCCUUCUACUAUAAAAAAGAAAAAGAAAAAAUCGUCAAAAACGGACAAGCAGAAACUAGAGCGUGGUUUACUUGAAGAAAACAAGGUGUUUUAUGAAGUAGAAAAGACAGAAGCUGAAAAGAAAUUUGAAGAGACAAAGCGUCAAAGACAAAUGGAGCGUGUAUCAAAAGCAGCAGCCAAAUCACACAAGGACCGUGUCCAAGAGUUCAAUCAAAAACUUGAAAAACUAAGCGAACACCAUGAUAUUCCUAAGGUUGGACCAGGCUAA
Molecule: messenger RNA, 324 nt
Organism: Gilbertella persicaria
Lineage: Eukaryota; Fungi; Mucoromycota; Mucoromycetes; Mucorales; Choanephoraceae
Exons: 3
Coding region: 1-324 (107 amino acids)
Cellular component (GO): nucleolus
Source: RefSeq, a predicted model, not a curated record